AUGCAGGAAUACCAAUCUUUGAAGAAGUUUGGUGAUGCCAUGCUGACCAAAGUCAAUAAGUUGAAUGAGCUGUCUGGCAAGUUGGAUGAAGCGAUGAAACAAGAUGAGUCUAGCCCACACCGUGACAGAGUCAACAAGUCCCAGAAGACCAUAGAAGGUGCCGUGGCAAUCCUUGAAGAGCAGUUCGAAGCGGUGCAGUUGACAAAGGCCGAAGUCAAUGACCUCCAGACUGGGAAAUUGAAACAACCCGAGAUCGAGAGGUUGAAGGGCCUGGUCGAGGAACAGAUCAAGCGCUCCCAGAAAGCGUGUGCAAAGGUUACCACGGCUGAAUCUACUGCAAAGAACCUUCUGAAGAUGGUGACGAAGAAUGACGAGUGUGCUCGCCACAAUGGACCCGGACGAGUCCUGGAAAAUCUUGCCAACUUUGCUGCUCGAGGCGAUAUCUCUCCAUGCCUCUCCCCGGCUGUAUCUGAGGACAGUGGUGAUGCAGUUGCUGCUUUGCUAAGUGAGCUGGGUGAGACAUUUGAUUCGGAACCUAUGUGCCAUGUUGUUGAGCUGGCUGCAGCCGAAGUUUCUGAGAACCCUCAAGCUAGCGAGGCUUUACGGGAGUUUGCAGCGGUUAGGCCCAAUGAUGCAGAACAACGGGGGCAUGAUGUGUUGGUGAAGCACGAGUUAUCAUGCCCAGUUGAGAUUAACAAGGUUGACCUCUCUGACACAAAGCGUUUCAAGAAUUGGCCAUACAUCAAGUUUUCCACAUGGGUCAAAUAUCUUUUGGAUUCUGGACGUUUGGCGCAACAGUUGUGUGCUUGUGCGGAUCUACAAAGUAUGCAAGUGAAGCUACAAGAGUUCUGGCUACGCUAUGAAGCCAUAGACCCGGAACACCAAAUCUUCGCUAUGAGGGAUGCUGGUACAGUAGACCUGAAAUGGGUUAUCCCAGUCUAUAGUCAUUCCGACGAGGGUCGGGGCCAUAAAAAACAAGCGUUUUGGCUGUUGAGCACUCAUGGGGCAUUAGGCCGUGGAACGAGGGCAUUUCUCAAGAAAUCGAAGGAUAAGCUACCUUUGAAAAGAAAUGGGUUUGGUCUCAAUUUUUGUGGCCAUACUUGGACAACAAAUUUUCUUUUCAGCUGCAUGCUGCGAAAGUUCUUCAAGAAGGACCCGGAGAUCCUCCAUAGUUUGGUUGGUGUCUAUGCCAGGGACAUGGAGGACCUAUUGUUGAACGGUGUUAGCAGUACGGACGGGCUGAUUCAGGUUCGGUGCUGUCAUUUGGGGACAAAGGGAGACCUCCCAGCUCUUGCUAAGCUGGGAAGAAUGAAUCAUACGUUUGGGAAUGUCCCAAAGAAAGCAGCAUCAAAGAAACCUUGUGAGGGAAUUUGUUGGAUGUGCUGUGCUGGUCGUGAGUCCAAUCCAUCCCAGAAUAUCUCUGCUAUCCCAUUUGAAGACACCUCGGGUAAGCCUCUUUGGGAAGGAACGCUGGGUCAACAAGAUGCAUUUGAUGGAAUGCCUGCUAUACUGGAAGGUGUUCCAUUGCUAGAGGAGAACAGGUGGCAAUUCUUCAAGACAGACCUCUGGCACAAUUUUCACCUAGGUGUUGCCAAGCAUUAUGUUGCCAGCGCUCUAGUCUCAAUCUUGGAAAACGUGGAUCUUGAGGUGACUGCAACUUCAGCUAUGAAUACAGCAAUAUCGGCUAUGUACCAUGAAGGCUUCUUCAUUCGAUGGCCCAGGGCCUUGAAGAUUUCAAAGUUAUG
Molecule: messenger RNA, 1745 nt
Organism: Cladocopium goreaui
Lineage: Eukaryota; Dinophyceae; Suessiales; Symbiodiniaceae
Source: the annotation of a GenBank genome assembly